UGGCCGGUCCAGCUGCUGCCCCCCCUGGCCUCUGCCCCGGUGCUCUCUUUCUCUCUGCUGCCGCCUCCUCUCCCGUGCUGCCGCUGCCGCCAUGGACAAGAUCCUGGAGGGCCUGGUGAGUUCGUCGCACCCGCUGCCGCUCAAGAGGGUGAUCGUGCGCAAGGUGGUGGAGUCGGCCGAGAACUGGCUGGACGAGGCGCAGUGCGAGGCCAUGUUCGGCCUCACGACGAGGCUCAUCCUGGAGGGCCAGGACCCCUUUCAGAGGCAGGUGGGACACCAGGUGCUGGAGGCCUACGCCCGCUACCACCGAUCGGAGUUCGAGAGCUUCUUCAACAAGAGUUUUGUGCUGGGCCUCCUGCAGCGCGGCUACCGCACGCUGGACAGGAAAGACGUGGCCAUCCUAGACUACAUCCACAAUGGACUAAAGCUGAUCAUGAGCUGCCCGUCCGUGCUGGACCUGUUCAGCCUGCUGCAGGUGGAGGUCCUGCGCAUGGUGUGCGAGAGGCCCGAGCCGGCGCUGUGUGCGCGGCUGUGCGAUCUCCUGAGCGACUUUGUGCAGUGCAUCCCCAAAGGGAAGCUGUCGGUGGCCUUCUGCCAGCAGCUGGUCCGGACUAUAGGACACUUUCAGUGCGUGUCCACGCAGGAGAAAGAGCUGCGGGAGUAUGUGGCACAGGUGACCAAAGUGAGCAACUUGCUGCAGAAUAUUUGGAAGGCUGAACCUUCCACACUGCUGCCUUCUCUGCAAGAAGUGUUUGCAAGUAUCUCUUCUACUGAUGCUUCAUUUGAACCCUCUGUUGCCUUGGCAAGUCUUGUGCAGCAUAUUCCACUGCAGAUGAUUACAGUUCUCAUCAGGAGCCUUACCACCGAUCCAAAUGUAAAAGAUGCAAGUAUGACUCAAGCUCUGUGCAGAAUGAUUGAUUGGCUAUCUUGGCCUUUGGCACAGCAUGUGGAGACAUGGGUGAUUGCACUGCUGAAAGGACUGGCAGCAGUCCAGAAGUUUACUAUUUUGAUAGAUGUUACUUUGCUCAAAAUUGAAUUGGUUUUUAAUCGACUUUGGUUUCCUCUUGUGAGACCUGGUGCUCUUGCAGUUCUUUCCCACAUGUUGCUUAGUUUUCAGCAUUCUCCAGAGGCUUUCCAUUUGAUUGUUCCACAUGUGGUUAACUUGGUUCACUCUUUUAGAACUGAUGGCCUGCCUUCCAGUACAGCCUUCCUAGUUCAGUUAACAGAGCUGAUACACUGUAUGAUGUAUCAUUAUUCAGGAUUUCCAGAUCUUUAUGAACCUAUUCUGGAAGCCAUCAAGGAUUUUCCUAAACCCAGUGAAGAGAAGAUUAAAUUGAUCCUCAAUCAAAGUGCCUGGACUUCUCAGUCUAAUUCCUUGGCAUCUUGUUUGUCUAGACUUUCUGGAAAAUCUGAAACUGGGAAAACUGGUCUGAUUAACCUAGGAAAUACUUGUUAUAUGAACAGUGUGAUACAGGCGCUGUUCAUGGCCACAGAUUUCAGGAGGCAUGUAUUAUCUUUAAAUUUAAAUGGGUGCAAUUCAUUAAUGAAAAAAUUACAGCAUCUUUUUGCCUUUUUGGCGCAUACACAGAGGGAAGCAUAUGCCCCACGGAUAUUUUUUGAGGCAUCCAGGCCUCCCUGGUUUACUCCUAGAUCACAGCAGGACUGUUCUGAAUACCUCAGGUUUCUGCUAGACAGACUCCAUGAAGAAGAAAGAACCUUGAAAGCCCUGUCUUCACUGAAGCCUUCUGAAAGUUUGGGAUCCAAUGAAACCUCGUUACAGGAAGUAGCCAGCAAGGCAGCACCAUUUACAGAGAUCCCUUACACAAAUGAUAGUGAGAAAACCUUAAUAGAAAAAAUGUUCGGGGGAAAACUACAAACUAAUAUACACUGUUUGAACUGCAGGAGUACCUCACAGAAGGAGGAAGCCUUUACAGAUCUUUCACUUGCAUUUUGUCCUUCCUCUUCUAUGGAAAACCUAUCUUUUCAAGGUCCGUCAUGUUCUCCUAAGGUGCAGGAUGAUUUUGUGGUACAGGCUAGUAUGGUAACAACUGGCUCUCCUGAAGAGUCAGCACUCUGUCAUCCUGUCCCCGAUGGCUUUGGCUUGGAGACAGUCAUGGAUGAAGCAGCUUUAGACAAUCUUCCUUCUGAGCUUCACUGUACAGAAAACACUUUGGUCUCUAAUGAACCAUGCAACAUUCAGAUUAACAGAGGAGUAUCUCAGAAACCAGGAGGUGAAAGCACACCUUCAGUUACUGACUUGCUAAAUUAUUUUCUGGCACCAGAGAUCCUUAAUGGCGAUAACCGCUAUUAUUGUGAAAACUGUGCCUCUCUACAGAAUGCAGAGAAAACUAUGCAAAUCAUGGAGGAACCUGAAUACCUUAUUCUCACUCUCCUAAGAUUUUCCUAUGAUCAGAAGUGUCACAUACGACGCAAAAUCCUAGACAAUGUGUCACUGCCAUUGGUUUUGGAGUUGCCAGUCAAAAGAACUAACUCCUCUCUAACUUCAUUAUCAGAAAGUUGGUCAGUAGAUGUUGAUUUCACAGAUACUGGUGAGAACCUAGCUAAAAAGCUCAAGUCCUCAGGGACUGAUGAAGCAUGCUGCCCAAAACUGGUGCCGUAUCUAUUAAGCUCUGUUGUUGUUCACUCGGGCAUCUCCUCUGAAAGUGGACAUUACUAUUCAUAUGCCAGAAAUAUCACAGGUUCUGACUCUUCCUUUCAGCUGUGCCAUCAGUCUGAAACUCUGGCUCUAGCUUCCCCUCAGGGUCAUUUGUUGGGGGGAGAAAUUCCUACUGCAGUUAUUGAGCAGGAUCUGGAAAAGAAUGAAAUGUCAAAGGAGUGGUUUUUAUUUAAUGACAGCAGAGUGACGUUUACCUCAUUUCAAUCAGUCCAGAAAAUUACCAGUAGGUUUCCAAAGGAUACUGCUUAUGUUCUAUUGUACAAAAAACAGAAUAGUACUAGUGGUUUCAGCGCUAAUAAUACAACUAAUGGACUCUGGGUGAAUGGAGACCCGCCUCUGCAAAAGGAACUUAUGGAUGCUAUAACAAAGGAUAAUAAACUAUACUUGCAGGAACAAGAGCUAAAUGCUCGAACACGUGCACUACAGGCUGCUUCUGCUUCCUGUUCCUUUCGGCCCAAUGGAUUUGAUGACAAUGACCCUCCAGGAAGCUGUGGACCAACGGGGGGAGGGGGAGGGGGAGGAUUCAGUACGAUUGGCAGGCUAGUUUUUUGAUCUGAAAAAGGAAAAGUCCAAUCCUGAAUGCACUGAUUAUAAAACAGCAUCCAAUACUUCUUAUUAUGACUGUUAAAACGUCAGAUUGUAUCAAACAUAUCUAGUUUUAUUUUCUUUUUCAUUUGAUCCCUAUACUAAGAACCUACCCAUUACUUGUUUUUAUUUUCUUGACAAUACAUUUAUUUAUUAACAAAGUGCAUCAUGGAAAAAAUCUACCUCUUAAAAGUCCAUUUACUUUUAUGGUUAGACAUGCUUGACCAAAAGAAAACAUAAAACUUUCAAAGAAAAUAUAUACAUGGCCCCUAAUUAAGCUGCAUUAAAUUUAGUAGAGGCAGUUAAACUGUCCUGAUCCUAUUCAUACUGAGCAAAAGACAAUUUAUUGUCCUUUUGAAAAGAAAUCUGCAUUGAACCAAGAAAUGAGGAGGAGAGGGUGGGAAGAGGUUUGAAACAUAUUUAAAUGUAUCAUACGUAGUUAUCCCAUCAUUAAAUUUGUACAUCCUUGAAAAUAUCAGAGGUGAUGCAAUCUAUAAUGAAGGCAAUAACUUAACAUUUGUCCUGCUUUCCAGAUUAGUGCUCUUCAGAGACAUUUUAUUUACAUUUCAAAUACAAAUGUUUAAGGAAGAACAUUUAUAGAUAUUUGCUAAAUUGAUUUCAGAAAAAGAGUGCAUGGUCCUGUAGGAGCAAAAUUUUUAACUAGAAUUUGCUAACUUUGUAGUAUUUCUAAUUGUUUAAGGAUUUUUAAAUUCUAUUUCAGGGAGUAUAUCUGCUUCGUGUUUUGAAGGAGGUGGGUUCUGUAUGUGCCUUGCAGUACUGUAAUUAAAAAUGUGAGUCUUUGGCUGCAGAAAAUUUAAAGAACAUGAAACCUUAGAAUUAACUUUUUUUGUGUUGAUGGUAUUAGAAUUAUAACUUUUUGAAAGGUAUUAGAUUUUCCAGAAGUAAAAUCUGGUGGUUCUAAAAAAAAAAAAAAGAAAAGGAAAAAAAAAACAUUUGGUAGUUUAUUUUAAACUCCUAAAAGAAUUCAGAAGAAAUUAUUCUAGGAAAGCAUAAUUUUUUUGAAUUGCAUUAACCAAACAAAUCUCGAGCAUUAAACAUUGAUCCAAAAUUUUUGGAGCUGUAAAUUUGUUUUAUUUUUGGUUUAGAUCUCAUCUCUAUGUGUUAUAUAUUUAUAUCUCUGUAGUAGUCUUGAAAAGGGCAAGAGUAUGGACUUAUUGUCCUGUAUCUUUACCUAUCAAAAGCUCAAAUCAGUAUUUCUGCUUUCUUACUCUACACAGAAUUUAAAAUAUUUAUUUUUUAAAAGUAAUCUUCCUGCUAUGUUCUUAUGAUUUGAUUGUUUCAUCUACAUUUGCUUUGAAAACAGCUUAAGGGAAGAAUGAAGUUGGGGAAUUGGGCUUUGACUUUUUUCCCUUUGUUUUAUUACAGUUAAGUAAAAAGUCCAAGUUUCCAGAGAAAGGGAAAGAGCCCAAAAAAAAUUGGUUUGAGUUAAAGUCUGGAAAUAUUUUUGCAGAAUUAAUUGUUGUUGAGAGACAGCAUGGCAUAGUGGAUAGAGACUGGCUUCUGAAUCAAGAAAUAUGAGUUGAGGUCCAUCCUCUGACAUAUACUUGAUUUUGUGACCUUAGCCAAGUCAUGUAACUUCUCAGGGCUCCCCAGACAACUCAAGACUCUAAGUUACACAGCAUCUGCUGUUAUAGAUUGGAGGAAGUCCCUCACUGGGAAUUUUCCCCUACAAAGAUGAAAAACAGCAGUUCUGUCAAAACUCUGCAUUACUUUUCUUUUAAGGUGAAUGAGUUGCCUGGGAUUUUAUUAUUCAUCUUUACUAUAGGCUUGAGCCUCUAAAGAUAACUACGGCAAAAUUGUACAUGCAUUAAUAUUUGUGAUUUGUGACAAUAAGAAAAUGAAUUGUGAGUAGAGGCUUCCUCAAAGAAUUAUUUCAUGGCCCAGGUUUGAUAGAAAAGCAUUUGAACAGGAAAGACCAUGAACAUCUUUACUGUGGAGAUUUCCUAUCCAAUCCAUACUUUCCACAUUGUCCACAGGUGACAAGAUGACACUGUCCUCCUGAUUAGGUGAGGGUUGUUGUUGUAAUGGUGGGUUAAUUGGUUUGUUUUUGGAGAGGGAGGGGAAGGCAAUUUAGAUGCAAGCAAUUUUUUUUUAUAGUUCUGUUGCAGCCAACUUUGAAUCCUACUUUUCCAAGUAAAUUUUGACAUGAAAAUAAAGAAUUUAUAUCCAGUGAGCUAAUGUAUGUAAAGAGCAUUGUAAACGUUAAGUAUUGUAUAAAUGUCAGCAAUAUCGAAGGCUUGGGAUGAAGAUUAAGAAAUAUGUCCCCAUCAUAAAUGCUGCUGGUGAAAAAAUUGACUUUAAAGUUUACCAAAAUUAUAAAUGCAUUGUUUGGAUUUCCAAAGUA
Phascolarctos cinereus (koala) is the source of this 5627-nucleotide messenger RNA. It is a transcript of the gene USP38, whose product is annotated as ubiquitin specific peptidase 38. Lineage: Eukaryota; Metazoa; Chordata; Mammalia; Diprotodontia; Phascolarctidae. Gene Ontology annotation, molecular function: cysteine-type deubiquitinase activity. Gene Ontology annotation, cellular component: nucleus; cytosol. Gene Ontology annotation, biological process: ubiquitin-dependent protein catabolic process; protein deubiquitination. The record is from RefSeq and is a predicted model, not a curated record.